CGACUGCUUUGUGGCUCUUCUUAGUUUGGAAGAUUACUUCGUAUUUGCCACGUUUCUCGACUGCAAUUGAACGUGACACGUGUUCCGGGAGAUAUUUUUGGUUCCAGAAAAGUACGUUUCGGAUUCGCGUUUCCGUCUCUCGCUCGACACGUGGCACUCCCAUUCCUUAAUUUUUUCCUUUAAUACCAAUCGAGACGUCAGUUUAUACCUCCGAUUCUCUGUUGCAGCGCACGCAAUCACCAAUGGACACGCGUCACAACUACCAAUGAUAGCUCGACACAUUUAGCGUCGGGGAGCUCCAUGGAUCUUUUAUUCUAGCAUAAAGCCACGUGUGUUAUUCUCGAGCACCGGACCAACUGAUAUAAAUACGAUAGAUCACGACGCGCGUGUUUAGACCGCAAAAACUCAAAUGCUUCUAGAGGGAAGAUUCUCCGUCGUCCAGAUGAACACGAAUAGACGGCUCAAAUUUAACCAACCGAGUCGAUUACCCAACUCGGGUAAGUCAGGUAUAGAGAAUGAGCGAGUCCUGGUUCUUGUCUUCGAGUCCAUUAGCUGGGACAUCCACACGCUAUGCACAAUCGCCUCCCUCAGCCGCAGAUUCUGCGCAAUCGCCAGACGAAUUCUGUGGCGGCGGCUCUGUGUGAACCGUGCGCCAGGGAUGGUGGCGGCAUUGUCCGGCGAAGAUCCCAGCGGUCGAAUCGACGGCGGCUGGCACGCGUUAGCGAAACUCAUGUUCUUCUGCGGCGGGGGUGAGUCGACUCGGUAUUUCAAUCUGAGUCAACCGACGUCGGGUCACUUCGCCUGCGAGUCCAGAUUCUCCAAGACAUCCGGGAGAUUCUUCCUGCCAAAGAAUUGCCGCCGUGAUCUCCUAUACAUGAGCGAUCCGUGCGAGCAUCAGGCGGUGGGUGGAGAUGAGCAUUUAGGGGUUUUCAGAGGGGUAUUUCGGGAAUUUAUGAGGUCAAAGACGAGGGAGUGUCUCGUGAGAAGACAAGCGGCGCUGGAGGAGAAGGUUAGGUGUCCGUAUUGCGGAGGGCGCGUGUGGAGCAUGACGGCGGCGCGUCUCGUCCCGAAGAGUGCGGCGCGGCGGCUGGGAUCACGUGAAGGUGGGUUAGAGUUCUUCGUGUGCGUGAACGGUCACUUGCACGGCACUUGCUGGCUGAUUCCGCUUUCAUCGGAGGAAGAAGACAAUGGAGAAGACGACGACAACAGUGACGGAAGUGUGAUCUAAUCCAAUGGUGGUGGCGAUGUCCACGUGGAAUUAGGUCUCUUGGGCCAUAUGCAAACCACAAGAGGAAAAUCUCAGUUAGAUUUCUCCUAUGAGAUGUGGAGCUCACUAGUAGUAGUUGCAGGCUGAUUGUGGAUCGUGAGAAGAUCUUUCUAUCUAUCACCGAUUUGUCUAGUUUGGGUUUAGAUAAUUUUGGUACACUACACACUCAUAGAUAAUUUUGGUACACUACACACUCAUAGUCAUAGAUCAUUAGAAUUUUAUUGUAUCUGGUUUGUUUUAUUGCGAAAUGUUGGCCAUUAAUUUGGUGAAGUAUAAAAAGAAAUUGAAACAAUAACAUUUGGUUUUAUU
This is a messenger RNA of Arabidopsis thaliana (thale cress), 1576 nucleotides long. RefSeq names its product EID1-like 3 (gene EDL3). The transcript has a single exon. The record is from RefSeq and is marked reviewed. Lineage: Eukaryota; Viridiplantae; Streptophyta; Magnoliopsida; Brassicales; Brassicaceae. Bases 410 to 1228 code for a protein of 272 amino acids.